Molecule: messenger RNA, 1969 nt
Organism: Dioscorea cayenensis subsp. rotundata (Guinea yam)
Lineage: Eukaryota; Viridiplantae; Streptophyta; Magnoliopsida; Dioscoreales; Dioscoreaceae
Product: CDT1-like protein a, chloroplastic
Biological process (GO): DNA replication preinitiation complex assembly; regulation of DNA-templated DNA replication initiation; DNA replication checkpoint signaling
Cellular component (GO): nucleus
Molecular function (GO): DNA polymerase binding; DNA binding
Source: RefSeq, a predicted model, not a curated record
UCCUUUGUUUCCAGCCUAUCUUAUUGCAUCAAUCUCAGCCGUUCGAUGGACUCCAUGGCUUCAUCUCAACCGUCCAAAGCCACUCCAAAGAAGCCCUCAUCGUCUUCGUUGCCGUCUCCGAUGAAACCCCCGGCCGCCGUGCCAUCGCCGGCGAAGGUAGGGAUCUCGGAACAGAUCGAGACUCCGGAGAAGCUGGUAGAGCUCCCCAGAAGGGGCAGGAGCCAGAGAGUCGCGUACUCGGUUAAGGAGGUGAAGAGGAUUGCGCAGGGGCUUCAGAAUCGAGGUAGAGAGGUGGUUUCGGAAGAGUGGUCUGGGGAUCUGACGAUGAUCUUGCGUCUCUGGAGGAGGAGCUUAUCGGAGAUCGGACUCGCAAGGCUGCCAAGCCAAAGCUCCCCUGUCAAGCUCCCGGAAAAAUAUGAGAAGCUGGUAGAAUUCUUUAACUGUAUGGAGAGUUCUAUCCGACUACUUCGGUUGAAAGGAGCAACAUCAACAUUUUCAAACAUUUGCUCUAGUGUUCAGCAUUUGAGUGACAGGAAGUUUACCUGUGGACAUUUAGCGCAGCUGAAGUAUGUUUUUCCAGAAGCCAUUUCGAUCAAGAAAGUGCUUGUACAUGAUGAAGUUAGUUGCUGCAUGAAGCCAGAACUACAAGUAAGUUUGCAAAUUGAUGCAGUGGGGAAGAAUGAAAAGCAGAAUGGGGAAAGCGGGUAUUCCCUCUUGAGGAAGGUUUUUAGAGAACGACUUGUGGAGUUCUCCAAAGAACAUCCCAAGGAAGAUGAUAUUCCAGAGGAGGAAUUACCACAUCCAUUUAAUAAAACAAAUCCAACAUUACCACCAAACCCUGCAAGUGCCUCCAUGAACUUGGUUCACAGCACAUUACCUAGUAAUACAAUUAACCAGCAGCAGCUCACAGCUCCUUCUCACAUGCCUCAGUCCUUCCAAAGGCGGUUUUCAAGGAAAACUCCCAUUCCUGAUGCUGAGAAAACAUGUCUCGCAUGCACUGAUAAACUACCUGAAGGCGAUCCGUUGCUCUCUUUAACCCAUCACCAAUUAAAUGCCCCUCAAAACUCCCAUUCUUGUCAUCUACAUUUGAGUACUUGGCUAAAUCAUGGAGAUGCCAGCAAUGUGCUUUGCGAAAAUGAAGUAAACAACCUUGAGGAAACUCCUUCGAAAGAUGUUUCAACACCGGCCAGACUAAUGACCUCAACCCCCGAAAUUCCAGUCCCACAGAGAUACUGCAGCACAUCCAUGCUUGGCUCCCCUCCAAUGAAGAAACGGUCAGCAAGAACUAAGUUGUUUCAAACCCCCACAAAGCAUGCAAAGAUAGAAGAUGAAGAGCUUGAAGCUCCAACUCCUUCAGCUAAUAAUGAUGUCAUCAGCUUCCUUCCAGAAGCACUAUUGCAAUCUAUUAGAGAAAAGGAGAAGAAAAUACUGAUGGAGAAGGAAACUGGUGCUGCUGCGGUGCACAGGAGGGAAAAAAUUAUAGCAUCCUUGCCUGAUAUGUUCAAUUUAAUCCAUCUUUUAUUUCAAUCAGGAAACAGAUCUACUAUGACAAAGCAAGAGUUGAUUUACAAAAUUAUCGCCGGCCAUAGAAAAAUAGUUGAUAGAAGUGAAAUUGAAGAACAGCUAAAGCUCUUCCAAGAAAUAGUUCCUGAUUGGAUCUCAGAAAAGAUUACGUCCAGUGGAGAUGCUCUUGUUCGUGUCAACAAGAUAUGUGCUCCAGAAGAGAUUCGACAGAGGCUGGCAGAGGCUGAGUGAUGAUGGAAUAUCACCAGAACUUAAGCUAAAUGCUCGAAGAGGCUUUCUCAGAGGAUGCUGUUGUGCAUGUUUUGGAGGCUGUAAACAUUUUCUGUGCUUUUCGUGAGAAAACCACAACAUGUUGUGUCAAGUGCCAUUGUAUUGCUCACCAACUUUUAAAGUGAUGAGCAUUACUUGGUCGACGGAAUUCUUGUAUAAAUAUUGCUCAUCAUUU